Molecule: messenger RNA, 1875 nt
Organism: Paramuricea clavata
Lineage: Eukaryota; Metazoa; Cnidaria; Anthozoa; Malacalcyonacea; Plexauridae
Source: the annotation of a GenBank genome assembly
AUGGAGGAGCCAGCUGACGGCCAUGAUGAAAAUAUGCAUUCAUCGAGCCAAGUUGCGGUUGCAGCUGUUGAUUUGAGUUCUACCGAAGGUUCAGAAGUCGAUAUUUUGGACGUAUCGAUUCAAAACAUGUCAAUCUAUGGUAAGUUUGUAUUUAAUACCUUUCUAGUUACUCUGUUUUCUUACUUUUCUGGGGUUUUAUUUUUACUAUUAUUUAAAUACUUUAUUUAAAUAUAGAAGACUUUCUUGACUCUCACUAAGAAAACAUAUAUAACGGCAUGCUCAUAGCAAGUUUAUUAUAAAGUCUAAGAGUUUUGUUCCACAAUUUUCCACAACAACAAUAUUAGACAAAGUGACAAACAAUCUAUUUUAUAUGUUCAUCAGUAUAAUUUUAUAGUGUCUACAACCCUGGGGCAGGGGGAUGUUGAUGGGGUAUGGAAAUGUUGCCUACUAAAGGCUUGUUCAUAUGAGCCCAGCAAACGAGAAACUUGCCUGAGUGAGAUCUGUAUGCCCUUGCAUGGAUGCUAUAUAAUAUAAUAUUGAAUACUUUGGGUACUGUAAACUCUAUAGACAAUGCUAUAAUACUGUUGUCAAAUUGAAUUAGUCAUGAAGUAAACCUAAACUGUGAAUAUAAACAAUUAUUUGUGUCACACUGUCAUUUCAUAUUCAACAAUGUCAUCCCAUUCAGCCAGAGAAAAUUUAUCAUUUUAUCUUAAAUUCCUCCUUUGUCAGAAGGUGUAUGUAUACACUAUACAGAUCAUUUAACAAUGUUUGAUGAAUUUCUGCCACAAAAGUGCCAUUUGACUUAAAAUAACCAGUUUCAUCGACUAAUAUUCAAAGCUGCACAAGUAAGCAGAAAAACAUAACUUUUAUUAACACAUUCAUCAUAUGUGACGACAAAGAACCAGGUAUGUCAUUUUACAUGGGGGAAGGGGGGUACUUACCCCACCCUGUAAUAUUACUUGAAAUGAUGUAACAUCAUUGAUGUUAUUUUUUCACAGAUUCCCCAACAGAAGAUAACAAGCCUGAAGCAUUGAUGCCUUGUGCCUCUAGCACACCCAAAAAGAGCAAGAAACACCAAAUCAGUCCUUAAAAGUUUGAACCUUCUGCAAAGCGUUCCAACCUAAACAGCGAUUGUUGUAGAAAAAGAAGGAAGAAUUUGCAUACCGUCUUAACAGAAAAGUUUGUGGAAAGUCCUGGCAAAACAACAAGUCGUGUAGAUGUAAUGGAAGCUCUUGAGACGGACAACAAGCGUCUGGCGACAAGAGCUGUGAAAGAAGCAUUUUCCUCAGUAAAAGUUGACCAUCGUAAAGGUGAAUACAGGAACAUUCGUCGGUCAGUUUCCUUUGAAAGUGGCAGCUCAACACCCUCCUUUGAAGUUCGUCGCGACUCAGAAAUACAUCGGUUACAAGAAGUUGCUUUAAUACAUACACAAAAGGCCAAAACCAUGAUGGAUUGUAUAAUGUCAUCGGUCGACAAUACAUACCUGAGAAGCCUUUAUGUAUGUACAACAAAGAAAUGGAUUGUGUGUCUGCACUUUCAGAAAAUAUUGACAUCCUUUAUGAAAAGGAACUUCAAUUUCUUUUGCAACAUGACAAGAAACUGUCUGCCAGUGAACAGGGUCCACUUGUUGAUGAAUUCCAGAAAUUAUCAAACAUUGUCAAUUUGGGUGUUAGAAGUGGUGAGAGCAUUGCUGAAGUGCAGAUAAAUAGCUCAGUGUUUCAAAACCUUCAACUUAAUAUUAAAAAAGAUUGUCCUAUUCUAACAGGGAUUAUUGAAGUGCUUUUCCUAUGUGAUAAUUCAGAUAGAAAGGAAAGAAAGGAAAGGGGCAAUACAUGCACUUGCACUUCUUGCCAGCCUAAGGAACAAACAAUGUAG